CUCGAGGGGUUUGAAGUAUAAUUUGAGCCACCUUUUGAUUGGUAUGCUUGUAGGUGAGCGGUGGAUUGAUUAGAGAGUACAAAGGAAAAGCGCUUUAACAGCAUGAUGGACGUUCACUCAUUUUCACAAACUCCUCUCCUGUUCCUGACAUUCCUCCAGCAAAGACCUCUGAACAGUGAGCUACAGAGGGAGCUAGAGAAUCUGCAUUGUGACAUGAAACUCCGUGCAGCUCCGACUGGAAUAACUGACCAUACAGUGUAUACCCAGAACCAUGACUUUGACUCCAACAUUGAAUGUGAUGGCGAGCUGCAAACAGACGGACAUUCAGUUCAAAGAAUUGUGCUACACGAUGUUCCUCAAGUUGAGCUUGUAUUACCAGUGCCUGUUGACGAAGCGCACGCGGUACGGGAGGUGGCUGCCGAACUUGUUAGAAUGGCAGAUGAAUUAAAUCACAUCAUUGUCUCUCAAGCUGCUGAGCGUCUGACCAAGACACUUAGCACUUCUCCUCAAAAGUGUUUGUGGAGCUGUUUGUCUCAGGGUGUCGACACCUUACUCAAAGACGUGCCUGGUGUGCACAGUGAGCGAAUGGUGAUGGCGCUCACCUUCUCCCUGGCGAGGGCAGUCUGUGAACGUGCGCCUCGUCUGCUUCGUGACCUCUGUAACACCAUGAUGCAAUACACCUUCACGAAUACUCCUAGUUGACUCGUUUCAUUUACACCGAAGUGUAACCUACAUCCUAAGGUUACUGUUGCUUGUUUUUUGUUUUCAUCUGUGAUAAAUGUUUACUUGUUUCUUAGUAGAAGAAAGAAAUACAUGAUUGUUGUUUUCGGUUCAUUUUUGUCUGUUUUAUCAGUGAAUCGAUUUGGGAUGUUUUGAAUUUGUUGUGUAAAUAAACACAAAAAUGCAUGAACUUUGACAUCUCCCACUAAAGGUAUUGUAAGUCAUAAUACACUCUACCCACAAGUAUGCUUUUUUUUGGUGUGUUUUGGCACAUGGAACUGAGCCAUUGGGGAAUAUCUGGCUGUGCUCUCCACAUGGGAUGGGAUGGCAAACUCUGUCAGUCACGGUAACACUAAACAGUUAUGGGCGUCAGUGAGGUCAUGUAUUCAGAAGAGGCCGGAUAACGCUUUCCUCCAAGUGUGUUCUCGUGGCCGGUGAGACAGUAUGAGCAGCAGAAAAGAUGUGAUUGGCUGGUUUCACGUCUCGGAGGAAGCAUGUGUUAGCCCUCACCCUCGGAUGGUACCUGUGAUAUGUUCAAGGAGAGACUGCUGUUUGGUGGGAACUGGCAGGUGGAAUCACUGACCCCUCUCCGUACAGAUUAAUUAUAUCAAAUUUAAAAGAUUUUUUUUAUGGUAUAAAAAUAGUUUAGCUAGAGAGGGUUUUUUAUUGUCUAACUGUACAUCCAUAGAACCCAUUUUAUUAAAAUUAAUUAGUUGAUAUUUAUAAUAACUGAUAACUUAUGUAUUCUACAGUGAUUUCCACCACUGUAACAAAAAUAUAAAACCAUGGAGCAUCCUGGUUAUAUUUACCCCCAGGCCACACUUUGAGACCUGAGAGUCUAUAAAACUCCAUGUUAGACACAUAGAUCAGAGAUUCACAAUCUAGGAUUCACUGAUUUACAAAUAGGGAGAAUUAUUUAUUUUUUUAAUUCAUUUUUGUCACAAAUCAAUUAAUUAUUGCUUUAACUACAAAGAAGAAUUUUGUGUAUUACCAUUUUGGAAUGUUACUGGUGUGUGUGUACCAUUUUAGCCUUUUCACUAGCCUGACUUGUUGCACUAGUAUAGGAAUUCAGCAAUAAAAAUGGGCACAUUUCCUUAUACAUCUACCUAAACCUGACCAGACAGAUGUUUUGACCCUUACGUGCCGUCUACUGAAUGUCGCCUUUAAUCCUCCAGGUGUACAUUAGACAUACAGAAGAGUAUGUGAACAAUGCCACUGCUUCUGCAUGUAAAGUCAGGCAUCAAGUACAAACCAGACCUAUGUGCUGUGCAUCAGGCCGUAUCACAUGACCCCAGUAUGGAUUAUUUUUCUUAAAAAUAGGCUUGGGUUCUCAAACAAUUCCUAAUGUCCACUUGGGGUUGUAGAUGUAAAAUUUCUAAAUAAAGAAUAUAGCCUUUACAUUUUUUUUGUU
This is a messenger RNA of Ictalurus furcatus (blue catfish), 2131 nucleotides long. It is a transcript of the gene bida, whose product is annotated as BH3 interacting domain death agonist. Gene Ontology annotation, biological process: apoptotic mitochondrial changes; positive regulation of extrinsic apoptotic signaling pathway; positive regulation of intrinsic apoptotic signaling pathway. NCBI's taxonomy places the organism in Eukaryota, Metazoa, Chordata, Actinopteri, Siluriformes, Ictaluridae. The record is from RefSeq and is a predicted model, not a curated record. The coding region runs from base 103 to 702 and encodes 199 amino acids. The transcript is spliced from 4 exons. Gene Ontology annotation, cellular component: cytoplasm; cytosol; mitochondrion.